AUGACCACCCAACCAACCACCGUGGUCUCUCCACCCACCCCAGCCCCUCCCACAACCCCCACAGUGACGCUCAACCACACCGCGUACCCGUACAUCAUCGACACGAUCGUCGCCAACUGCUCGUUUGACGCGCUCCUCGCCCUCAGGAGAACAUCCAAGACCUUCCUCGCACGCUGCAACGCAAUUCUCCUCGACCACGCUAAAUUCAACACUCGCGACGGUCCCUCCUUCCCCAGUGGUCAUGAUGACGAGCUCAACAUGUUGCUAUCGGCUCGGUUUCCAGGACGGCGCGUGCCGCCCGCCCCCCAGUACAUUCGUACUCUCGACUUGGUGGGUCACGGCCUGAUCUGGCUCACCACUCCGGUGGGCUUUACAAAACUCGAAACCCUCCGCCGCAUGCAAGGCGCAUGGAGAACGGAUGGCUUCUCUCCCUCAACGGCGGUUGUCGACUUCCUCGACUUCUCGACCAUGCCCCACUUCUGCCGUCACAUUCACAUACCUGCGGGGCCGAUCCGUUCAGUCAUCCACUUUCGGUACAACCUCAACUUCCUCCGCCAGAAAUACGUAUUCCCGACGGUGAAAAACAACGGUACGGUGGAGGACGUCACCAUUGUCCUCUGGCCCACUCAAGCGUCGGCCCAGCCCAAGGGAUUCCUCGUCUCCCUCAUCCUCAGCCUGGUCAAGGGCUGGGACAUGACGGCGGUGAAGGGAGCGAUAACGCUCGUGGGCAUGGACAGAGAGGAUGGUGGCGGAAUGGCCGCAGCGAACCUAUGGGAUAUGGUCGAGCAGGUCUCCAGCCACCCGAGGUUCUCUACCAUGACUGGUGGUCACUUGGUUUCCGACGCCAACCGCCCUACCACGAGGUUCCUUACGCGUGAAGAGUGGUGGACCGAGUUGGGUGACAGGAAGGCUGUUGAGGGCGAAUGGCCGACAACGACAGCCUGGGCCGCCGUGUAG
Vanrija pseudolonga is the source of this 957-nucleotide messenger RNA. RefSeq lists its product as uncharacterized. NCBI's taxonomy places the organism in Eukaryota, Fungi, Basidiomycota, Tremellomycetes, Trichosporonales, Trichosporonaceae. The record is from RefSeq and is a predicted model, not a curated record. The transcript has a single exon. Bases 1 to 957 code for a protein of 318 amino acids.